AUGAAAAGACCUACACCUGCCCCAGUUGCGGCAAGACCUUUGGCAGCGCCACCUCCCUCAGCCACCAUAAACGAAGCCACAAAGAACAGUUCCUCUGCAGCGAUUGCGGGAAACGAUUCCCCAGCAGCCAGCGGCUUCUUGCUCACCAGAAGACCCAUCUGGGAGUAA
This is a messenger RNA of Staurois parvus, 168 nucleotides long. NCBI's taxonomy places the organism in Eukaryota, Metazoa, Chordata, Amphibia, Anura, Ranidae. The record is from the annotation of a GenBank genome assembly.